CGAGGGGGAGGAGGAGGUCGUGCGAGGCGGAGGAGCAGGUCGCACGAGGAGGACAAGAGGCUGCAGGAGGUCGCUCGAGCGGGAUGAGGAGGUCGCACGAGCAGGGUGACGAGGUCAGAAGAGAGGUCGGAGAAGGUCGCGCGAGCAGGAUGAGGAGGUCGCACGAGCGGGAUGAGGAGGUCACGCGAGCAGGAUGAGGAGGUCGUGCGAGCAAGAUGAGGAGGUCAGAAGAGAGGUGGGAGGAGGUCAUAAGAGGACUCCUGAGGGGGAGGAGGAGGUCGUGCAAAGAGGAGGUCGUGCGAGGAGAAGAGGAGGUCCGAAGACGAUGUGCGAGGGGGAAGAGCAGGUAGCACUAGGGCGGGGAGGAGGUUGCACGAAGGGGGGGAGCAGGUUGCACGAGGGGGAGGAGGAGGUCACACAAUGGGGAGGAGGUCCGAGAGAGGAGUGGGUCGUGCAAGGGGAGGAGGAAGUCGUGGGAGGGGCAGGAGCAGGUCGCGCGAUGGGGACGAGAGGUUGCAGGAGGUUAUGCAGGAGGGGGAGGAGGAGGUCGCACCAGUGGGAGGAGGAGGUCGCGCUAACGGAAGGAGUUCGUGCGAGCGGGAGGAGGGGUGCCGCAAGGGAGGACGAGGAGGUUGCGAGGUCGCACAAUGGGGAGGAGACAGCGAAAAGAGAGGAAAGGGAGAGUGAGGGUGUGCUGUUUGAGAGUGUGAGGAGGGGCAAGAGGAGUAUUCGUCCAAACGUAAGGAGAGAGCAGACCCCUCUUGAGAGCACUACUGACAUUCCUUCCUCCAGCAUGGCGGUCAUCACAUCUGACCAAUGGCAGGCCAUGCUGGACGCAGCAGACGAGAGUCAGAAACCGUUCUUUCAAAAACUGUAUGAUGAUGCCGUACAGAAGGAACGGGAGGCGGAGGCAGCAGCUAGAGCUACGAGUAUAGCUGCGCAGGAGGCCCUCCUACAGGUUCCGGAAGCCAAUGCUGACCGGUUCCAGGAGAGGCUAGUUGUUGUCGUCGCAGCCUUGGUCCGGCUGCGGAACUUGGAAGAUCUCGAGUCUCGUGUGACAGCACUUGAGCAGCGGAACCAAGAGCUGCAGGCUAAAGUAAAUAGCCUUGAACAGUCCCAACUGUCUGCCCCCCGCCCUCCUAACUCUCGAUCUGUUGUAAUCCCAGUCUCUCAGUCCAGCACAACCCUCGUUCCAAGGGCCAGCGGAACUGUGGCAAGUGCAGGAACCGGUGCCAGCUCCUCGAGCGGCAGCACCGGCAGUUCUGCACUGGUUACAGUCCCAAAUGCGGGGACUUCAGCCCAAAACGCCGCAGUUCUUACUGGCGUUCAGUACAGCGGUCCCAUGGUGGACAAGCGGGCGGCCACGCUGCCGUCCAAGUACGACAGGAAGGCUGACAUCACCUCUUGGAUUAGUUCCAUGAGGUCAUACUUCGAGGUCAUGCGGACACCGCAAGAGGACCGAAGUAUGAUGAUGGGGACUAAUACCGAGCCCGCCGUACGCAACCACAUUGAGCUCCAAGCUGUUGCUGCAGGCUAUGAGCGCAUAGACCUGACUGAAUGGCUGAAGGUUACCCCUGUCCGCGCUCUUGAAGAUCUUCUCCUUGACCGGUAUCAGGAUAAACACGCUGCGCUCAAGGCUAGGCUGAAGCUUGAGGCCCUCAAAGGCCAAACAUGGAGGUCAUCCAUGCAAGCUUUAGAACAGCACUUGACUGGUCUAUUCGCCACUCCGGAUCUGGGGAUGACUGACGUGUCUUGCAUGGAUGUAGUCAUGGGAGUGGCCCCUAAAGAAUACCUCUCCCUGCUAGCACUCAAAGACCAUGCUACCUGGCGAGAGCUCAUGAAGGAUCUAGUCAACCUAGAGGCCAAGGACCUCGCCAGGCGCAAGAAGGCGCCCGCUGCAGGAUUGCUAUCGUCUUCAGGGAAACAGGCAAGGGGCGUAGAGGAAUCAUCAGCACUCUCUACAACAAAGGAAGCUGAGCAGUCAGUUGCAGGCCCUUCCGAGGAACCUGAAUCUGAUCAGCAGCUUGCUCUUGAAGCCCGAACUGAUGCUGAUUCCAAGGCUGGUGCAGUCCAAGUAUUAUACACUGAGCCUUGGGAGGAGUCUAGAGAAGUUGACCUCCACGCCCACAUGGAGCAUUGGCUGCAGCUCAAGCAGCAACGCCGUGUUCAGGGGAGCGUGGAGCUAACCUUCUUUAAACUACUCAUUAACUGUCGAUACAUCCGUGUGUUGAUUGACAGUGGCUCCACCACUAAUUUCUUCUCUCCGAACGGGAUUCGUAAGGCGGGCCUGGGUAUGAAGAAAGUGGAACUGCAGAACCCUUGCCAAACUCAGGUGGGCAACCAAGAGGUUGUCACUUCUACUCAUGCUGUCAAAGGUGUGCGCAUCACCUUUGACAAAGAUCGCACUGUCACACAUGAGCUAAAUUUUUAUGWCUUGGACAAGUGUCCGUUCGACGCGGUCAUUGGCUUGGGCUGGCUAAAGGCUCAUUGCCUAAGGACCACGUGGGCGGAYAAUCAGUUCGUGGUUCUCGAUGCCGAGGGGAACGAGCGUACCGUCUUAUUAGACGAGACGCGCGAGUCCCCUGUGACUCUUCUAAGUGCAAACAAAUUCUGCAGGUCAGUGCGCAGGCGCAAAGAGGCUGAGUUUGUACAUAUAGCUCUUGUAAAACCUUUCCAUGUGCCUCCUACUUUUGCUGCAUUUUUUUCUUCUGAAGGUAACUCUACUACUUCUACUUCUAUUCCACCUACUUCCGUUGUAAAUAAUCAAUCUAAUUUUGAUCCGAAUGCCUCAAAAUCGGUUGUGAUUGCUGUAAAUUCCCAAUCUGGUUUUCUCUCGCCUGAUGAGGAUGAUCCUCCAUCUGAAAUCCCAGCAAACAUUCGCCUCCUAUUAGAUCGAUUCCCGAAAGUGUUCGCUGAACCGCGCGGAGUUCCCGAGCGUCCAGUCAAGCACAAAAUUGAGAUAAUAGAAGGGAGUGUUCCUCCACAGGGUUGCGUCUAUCUUAUGGGACAAGGCGAGUUGGAGGAGCUGCGGAGACAGAUCGAUGACAUGAUUGACCGUGGAUGGAUUAGGCCUAGUGAGUCUGAGUUUGGUGCCCCUGUCCUAUUUGUACCGAAGAAAGGAGGCAAGCUCCGAAUGUGCAUUGACUAUCGUGGCUUGAACCGGAUCACUAGAAAGAAUGCGUACCCUUUGCCUCGCAUAGAUGAUCUGUUGGAUGCGUCCGGUGGUUGCAAGGUCUUCUCCAAGAUUGACCUCAAGUCUGGCUACCACCAGAUUGAAGUCGAUCCGACUGACCAGCACAAAACCGCGUUCAAGACACGCGAUGGGCUGUACGAAUUUAUCGUUAUGCCCUUCGGCCUUACGAACGCACCAGCCACAUUUCAGUCCCUCAUGGACAAGGUACUCCGCCACCAACUUAACAGGUUUGUGGUUGUGUAUCUUGAUGACAUUCUGAUUUUCAGCAAGUCCAUGGAGGAGCACGUCAAGCAUCUUGAGGAGGUCUUGCAAGUCCUCAAAGAUGCUCAACUGCACCUCAACUUGGAGAAAUCUGAGUUUGGCAGGGACAGCGUCAUCUAUCUUGGGCACCGGUUGUCUGUGAGCGGCCUUGAGCCGGAGGCAACCAAGGUUGAGGUCAUCCGCAACUGGCCUCAACCGUCAAAUGUACGCGAGCUUCGUUCUUUUCUCGGUUUGGCUUCUUACUACCGGAAGUUUGUGCCUAAAUUCUCUGUCAUUGCUCAUCCACUCUUACGCCUGACUAGUAAUAAUGUUGCCUACGCGUGGUGUGAAAAGUGUGAGACUGCGUUCCAAGCCUUGAAAGAGGCUUUGGUUGACCCCAACAGCCAGCCUGAUUUUCAUGAAUGCGAUGGUCUUGUAUUCCGCCGGUACGGGAAAUUUGAUCGCUUUUGUGUUCCUAACCAUGCGCCUCUCCGGACUCAUUUCCUGGAUUUGGCACAUGGUCGGAGUGGGCAUUUCGGCUUUGAGAAGACUUAUGGAAGUCUUCUCCAGCAGUUUGAUUGGCCAGGAAUGAAGGGAUCUGCUCAGAAAUUUAUUGCCGAGUGUCAAGUCUGUCAGAGAACCAAGGUCCACAGGCAUAAGCCUUAUGGCCUGCUGAGACCUCUCCCAAUCCCUGAUGGCCCCGGGGAAUCGGUCUCUAUCGAUUUGACGGACAUGGGGAAGGUGAGUAUGGCAGGGAAUUCACAAGUCAUGGUCAUUGUGGAUCACUUCUCUAAAUUUCUGAAUUUGAUUCCUCUACCUCCUCAUGCACCGGCUGAACUGGUGAUCGUAGAGUUUCACCAGCAGUACAUUCUGCAGUAUGGGCCCCCGAAAACUCUUGUGAGUGAUCGGGACACCAGAUUUAUCAGCAAGGAUUGGAAGGACUUCACUGCCCAGAUCUAUGACAUCAAACUGAACAUGACUUCUGGUCGACACCCCGAAGCCAAUGGAUUGGCUGAGGAAAUCAACCAGACCGUCACCCAGCUGCUGCGCGCAUUGAUUGUGCCAGAUCAGAACACAUGGGAUAAGGACUUGCAUAAAGUAAAGGGGCUGUACAACAACUCCAUCCAUUCUGCAACCGGUGUGACACCAAACCAGUUGCAGUAUGGAUGGCCAAUGCGCAAUCCCCUCUCCUACCUGUUCCCAGAACGGUCACCUAGUCUGACGCCCGGCAUGCCUGGCUACAAUGCCAAGUACGCACGCUUGCUCAAAGCUGUGACCGCCGCCAUGAACAAGCGCCAGCAUGCCAUGAUCAAACAUGCUAAUAAGAUGCGGAGAGAAGAGAAAUUCAAAGUAGGAGAUUAUGUCUGGGUCAAAAUGUCUGAAUUUUCUGAUGAAGAGGGUGUUUCACAGAAGCUUAUUCCACUAUACUACGGCGUUUGGCAGAUUCUGAAAGUGAUUGGGGAUGAUUUCGGUCCUUCGUAUGUGAUUGACGUGCCGCCUCAUCUACGCACGUACCCAGUCUUCCAUGCCUCCAAACUGUUUCCGCACAUUGAUGAUGAGACUUUUCCCUUCCGAGACCCUAUGAUACCUCGCCCUAUCGAUGGUGGCCAUGAGAUCGACAGAAUCGUUUCUCACGAAGGGAGAGGGAGGAACAUACAAUAUAAAGUUCACUUCCUCUAUCACCCGUUGAAUGAAUUUUUCUGGAUCGACCGGAAAGAACUGCUGAAGAGUGCGCCACGUGUUGUGAACGCAUAUGAACGACAGAUUGUUGAUGGACAGACCGCCAAAACCCAUUCAAAACAUGCUGGCAAAUUGGAAAGUAUCACGCAACGCUACUGGAUGAUUGAGUAUUUCAAGUCAAGACCAAGGGAUUUAGUUCAUAGAGCUUUAGUGCUAAGGUGGAUUAAAGAGGCUGAUAAUCUUGCAACGGUGCUUCUGUACGAGCUUGGGUUUGAAUUGGUCAUGAGGUUUACCAGAGAUGUUCGCCUUGGGGCAUUAGUUCAACUGGUUCUGAUAGAAGCGGAUGCUCGAAGGGACAUACUCCGGUUUCAAGAGGCCUCGCCAUGUCAGAUCGCCAUAGCAGCAAACACGUACGCGCAGACAGCUGUUGCAUACGACGAUGAUACUAUCAGGAGCUCUCUGAGAUCUGGAGGCAGAUCGGUGUGUGCGGCGGAGCCGGGUUUUGGUGGGUUGUCUGCGACGGUGCCAGGCAUUCCUGCAACUGCAGUUGCUUUUGAAGAGAUGAAGAUGCUUGUGACUAACAGAUGCUCCAUGAAUCACGCCUCUGCUGGGACCAUUGCCUUGAGGGGUAUGGGAAGAAUGGGUGGAGUCGGGGGCAUUGGCAGUGUCAUGCCAGUCAGGGGUGUACGUGUUGGUGUGGGUGUGGGUGUGGGAUUAUAUAAGUGGUGAGUCUGGUGACCCUUUUGCCAUGCAGAAGGGACUGGGGACACAGGCUGCCCUCGUGCUCAUCCACUGGUGUGCCCGUCACUUGAGGUACGAAGACCGUGCGAUCUCUGUGUACCCUGUUCCGUUGAUUGGUCCUUGUAGCAUUAUGUUCGGGGAAGCGAGCAUUUAUCGAUGCCUGCUGUAAAUAGGCAUUAUAUGUUCUGUGAUGGCACUUGACGGUUACAGAAGGCGAUAAGCAUCGUUCAUGUCUUUAACAAAUGUCUUUGCAGAUCCCCGAUGUCGUUUAGUGUCGUCACCUCUUCUGUGACUGUUCUCUCCUAGCCCCAUUUCUGCCUUGUGCCUCCUCUCGCUUACUGACUGUCCCUACUGGGUUUGAUGAUGUAGACUAGACCCCCUGUGGAUGUGAUGAUCGAACACACAUCAUUAUACGGGUCUCUGGAUCUAGACCAAAGCACACAGUGUAUACAUACCCUCUUUCAAUUCACUGAACCUGGACCACUCACGACAGAUAAUGCAAGGAACUCAUCAACAGUUGAUUCGUUUGAAGUUCGCCCAGCUGUCAUCUGAGGGGAGGAGUAGCAUGCAUUCCUUCAACAGGCGGAGGAGACAGUUGCGUGGUAGAGAGGCGGUGCACAUGCAGGCCAAGUGUGGGAGGGUAGUGAGCAGGCUUGUAUUCUGUUAUCUUUUGUUUCAUUAUUUUGUGUUUUUCUUUUCUUUUUUUCUCCCCUCUUUGACUAAUCUGACCACUGGUAAUGGAAAGAAGACACCCCUUUCGGUAGCGGGUGGUAUCUUUCCAUAGUGUAUAAUCGGGGGACAGGGAGGAUACCUACCGAUACAUGGGAGGAAUAUUGAGGACGAGGGUGUGAGGGGGAGCAGCAGGAGGAGGAGGAGCUUAGCAUUGCACAUUGUGCACUUUGGAUGAGGAGGUUGGAAUGUAAGGUUAUAAGCGAUCCGUCUAUAGACUCGAUACCCAUAGGGGGCGAGCGACACCUACGAUUGCACCAGUUAGGUGCGAUCAUUGUAGUUUUUGAGGAAUCAACUGUAUCUACUGCUGGCAUACGAAAGGCACCAGUUGGGUUCAGUCACUGCGAUUGACCGUUGUAGUCGAUUACAGGUAUUGAAUGAACACUGGAGUUGGGAAAGCAGUCAUCUGUAGGUGGCAAAUCCUGUUGCCAGCCAGAUUUGAUCUGCAACAAAUCGAGCGCAUCGCAUCCCCCAGAUCCUGGGAAGACAGGAUAUUUUGCACUGUGACUAGAGUCUGCGCAGAGUAGGGGAUGCGAAGGACCAGAUGAGUGUUCGCUCUUGAUAACUGUGAAUACAGCCUAUAGAGUAGGGGGAGGAACCAGGCGGCUGUGCAAGGACACGGAAUAGGAAGGAGUCCAUUAUGAAUCUGGUGGGUGCCUAGUUUGGUCGGUUAUCCGCGAUUUCCUUCCCUUUCCUUUUUUCUUAUCAGUGCUUUACAGUUCAGAUGUAUUCUUGACAAAUAGUUUGAGUUGAGCUGGAGGCUCCCCAAGUAGCACAUGCUCGAUGCAGGCUAGUUCGUUUUGUUUUUUUUCAUUUGGCUAUUUUCUCUUAACGCACCAGUACACCACACAUUGGCCCGCAGGCGUCGGCAUGAAACCCGCACCACUUCAGAGGCCGCCGAUUUUUUUGUUUCAAAGGCGCCCCUGACCGCGCGGCACAUCCGAGUUUUGCCUGUGGCGACAAAAGCAUUCUGCAAGGCUGCGGCCAUGUACUAGCGAGCGGUUUAAUGUUUUCGAUUCUUCUGCCUGAGCUGAAGGUUUUCAAUCCUUCAAGCAUUGCUUUCGGGUUUGUCGUCCUGGUCAGGAGACAUUGCUGGAUCCAGUUUCUAUCGGGGAAACAGUGCAUUCUCUUGAUUCACUGUACUCUGUGGUAACGGGAUCCGUAAGCUGCACAGGUCUGCAGGAACACUUGAUAUCUAGUGGAAGACGCAAGGAGUGACGUAUCGUCAUUGCUGGUGUGCCAAGCUUUGUGGACCGCUGGAUGGAUAAGCCAGGGAGGAGAUGAGGGAGGAAGUGGAAGGUUUCUUGUGUGGUAAUUUCAGCAAUGGGGAUUUCUCUUGGCUAGGCAGGCAUUUGUUCUGCAUUCGAGGAGUGACCUGCGGGAUUCGCUACUCAUGUUGGAGCAUUGAAUGUUGUUUAAGGCUAUGUCCAAGCAACAUCAGUGUUGCUGCAACAGCAGAACCAGGAGCGAUAGGAGCAGUAGCAGCAGCGGUAGUAGUAGUAGUAGCAGCAGCAGUAGUAAAAGCAGUAGCGGUGGUAGUAGUGGUAGUAGUAGAGGUAGCAGCAGCUACUACGAGUUGUAGUGGUGAAAUAAGUAUAUCAACUGUGCGCCUUCACGUAUGCUGUGGGGUGCAUGUGCAUGAAGGCAGAAGAGUGGACAGACCGGAGGCUCAGGAGAAAAGUUAUUUUUUCUGUGUUUUUGGGUUACAGAUGAAGCGAAAGUCUUAUUUUGGUUCCAUUUUGUUGCGGGUGGUUUUUGUGUAUAUUCAAUCCUCAGGACUCGAAGGGCUCAUACAGGUUGCCAUUGGCUGGGUAGCUGUUUGGAUCUCUUUGUUGCAGGGAUGUAACAACAGAAGUCG
Messenger RNA from Chara braunii, 8441 nucleotides. The record is from the annotation of a GenBank genome assembly. Lineage: Eukaryota; Viridiplantae; Streptophyta; Charophyceae; Charales; Characeae.